AGUUUAAUUAUCCUGUUUCUAGGGUUAGGGCUCCUUGCGAGCAGAGGAAAUUCCGGAGGAUGGGACGGAAGUCCGAGGCCAGAUCGGCCGUGGCGGUGAAGGAAGGGAAUGCGGCACCCGGAGACGAAGAUUACGAGCUGCUCUACUCCAAGGAUUAUGUUGCGAUCCAUCCGAGCUGGAACGAGAGAAUCAAUGGCCAGCUGCGGCUCAUCAAGCAGGGAUUCUCAGUUUUCAUGUCGUGGAUGCCUUCCAGCGAUCCAGGAAGGAAACAACGAGGGCCGAGUUUUGAGAGAGAUAGAAGUUUGUACACUAUCCGGGCUGUUGCUCUGGAAGAGAUGAAGUCUAUAAGACGGCACACGCCUCCUUUCGGCUGGCAGUACAUCAUCGUUGUUUUAAACAGUGGACUGGCUUUUCCGCCCCUGUACUUUCACAAUGGCGGUGUCCGUGAGUUUCUGGGAACUUUGCGGGAGUAUUCGCAGCUUGGGAGGGCUGGUGACGAUCCAAAUGUGUAUCUUGUGAAUGACAUCCAAGAUCCAUUGCAGAAAAGUCUUUCGUCAUUGGAACUCGCAGAUGUUCCUCGGGCGUCACUCAUGCCAAUAUCCAGAGCCACGAAAACUGAGAUUAUGGAGGACAAGCCACAACGCUCAGAAGAUGUUUCGACUAGCAAUGACAAUGUUCAACGACCUCCCAGGCAUAGAGAUCCGAACUUCUCUCUUCACGUUCUGGAAAAGUUUUCAAUGGUUACAAAGUUCGCCCGUGACACUACCACCCAGCUCAUGAAUGGUCUAGAAACCUUGAACGUGGAAAACGCGAAGCGACCUAGCACGCUGACGAUGGAAGCUGUGCCGGAGAGGAUAGUUUCUUUUCAAGAAGCAGCAGCAACCUCAGAGCAAGGUGAGAAUGGAGAAGCAUCCACUAACGUGGGCAGCUUUGAGCUUGUGGAUGGCACUCAGGAGGAUGAGCUGCCAGAUAUUAUGGCGGCAAGAGAACCACCCUUGGGUAAAUCGGAGUGGAAUUCUUUUCUGGAUGGCGAAGGACGUGUUACUGAUCCAAACGAGUUGAAGAAGAGAAUCUUUCGAGGAGGAGUAGAACCGUCUAUGCGACCUUUGGUUUGGAAGUUCUUGCUUGAGUUCUUCUCUUUUGAUUCAACGUCUAAACAGAGAGAUGCUCUGUUAGUGAAGAGAAGAGAAGAAUACCGCGUUUUGAAGGCACAAUGGCAGAGUGUCUCAAUUGAGCAGGCAAAGCGGUUCAGCAAGUUCCGAGAACGCAAGAGUCGCAUUGAGAAGGAUGUGGUACGAACUGAUCGAGCAACAGAAUUCUAUGGUGGAGACGACAAUCCCAACGUCGACAUGCUCCGAGAUAUUCUAAUCACCUAUUCUUUUUACAACUUUGAUCUGGGCUACUGUCAGGGGAUGAGCGAUCUGCUAUCACCAAUUCUUUUUGUGAUGCGAGACGAAGAGGAAGCAUUCUGGAGCUUUGCUUCUCUCAUGGAACGACUGGGUCCGAAUUUCCACCGUGAUCAAAAUGGCAUGCACUCUCAGCUUCUGGCUCUUUCGAAGUUGGUGCAGCUUCUAGAUCCCCCACUGCAAGAAUACUUCGGCCAAGUGGAGUGCUUGAACUACUUUUUCUGCUUCCGCUGGAUACUGAUACAAUUCAAGAGGGAGUUCGUGUAUGACGACGUCCUGGCGCUCUGGGAGGUGCUUUGGACGAGACACAUGUCAGAGCACUUCCACCUCUACAUCUGCGUCGCGCUGCUCAAGCGACACCGGAGGAAGAUCAUGGACGAGCACAUGGUAUUCGAUACACUGCUCAAGUUCAUCAACGAGCUGAGCGGCCACAUCAACCUGGUGUCGACGCUGCACGGCGCGGAAACGCUGUGCAGGCUGGCUGGCGAUGCCGGUGCCGCGUGCAUACCUCCAGGAACGCCCCCGGCUCUGGCUCGCGACCCUGGUGCCGCGUGCAUCAUACCCCCAGGAACGCCCCCAGCUUUACUAGUAGCCCCCGCUCAGUCGUAAGUAGCUCGCUUGGCUCGGCUCGGCUCGACGAGAGAUAGAUUGCGAGGGAGAAGGGGUAUGUAAAUACAUCGUCCGUCUUAUACAUGCGUUUUCCUUGUUUUUGUUUCAGCACAGAUGUUUCUAAACAAGAUCGUUGCAUCCAGAUUUGUCCCCGUA
Molecule: messenger RNA, 2171 nt
Organism: Selaginella moellendorffii
Lineage: Eukaryota; Viridiplantae; Streptophyta; Lycopodiopsida; Selaginellales; Selaginellaceae
Product: TBC1 domain family member 15
Exons: 16
Coding region: 60-2015 (651 amino acids)
Biological process (GO): activation of GTPase activity
Molecular function (GO): GTPase activator activity
Source: RefSeq, a predicted model, not a curated record